AUGAUAAACGGACCAACAAUAAGCGAAUCAUUUUUGAAGGCAAUUGUCCCGAUAAAACCGGCACCGAAUAACAACAAUCCACCGGUCCUAAAUGUGCCUUUUGGUUCACCUCAGGUGCCUUUUGGUUCACCUCAGGUGCCUUUAGGCCCACCACUAUACGACGAUCCUUUCCCAAGCUUGCCGGCGUUUAAACGUCCUAAACCUCUUCCAGUUGUGAGUUACAAUUAUCCCGAUGAAGACGGUGAUGGUGACAAUGCAUUGGAUAACAAAUUAUGCGAUAGAAUCAACGGGAUGCUAAAGCAACUCAUCGAGCCAAUCGGUGUAUUGCAAUGGGAACUGAAGAGUUUCCUCGGUUCGGGUACCGGUAAUGCUAUCGACAGUUGCCGUAAAACGUUUACGAAUCUGGAUGAUUGGGGCGCAAAAUGCGUAGCACUCAAAGAGCAAUCAAUUGGGGCGAAGGCCGCGUGCUGA
Messenger RNA from Anisakis simplex (herring worm), 471 nucleotides. Lineage: Eukaryota; Metazoa; Nematoda; Chromadorea; Rhabditida; Anisakidae. The record is from the annotation of a GenBank genome assembly.